This is a messenger RNA of Homarus americanus (American lobster), 1615 nucleotides long. RefSeq names its product transcription initiation factor TFIID subunit 7-like (gene Taf7). Gene Ontology annotation, biological process: RNA polymerase II preinitiation complex assembly; transcription initiation at RNA polymerase II promoter. Gene Ontology annotation, cellular component: transcription factor TFIID complex. The transcript is spliced from 11 exons. The record is from RefSeq and is a predicted model, not a curated record. Bases 204 to 1412 code for a protein of 402 amino acids. NCBI's taxonomy places the organism in Eukaryota, Metazoa, Arthropoda, Malacostraca, Decapoda, Nephropidae. Gene Ontology annotation, molecular function: RNA polymerase II general transcription initiation factor activity.
CAUCACAACAGAGUGAGGUAGACCGUAGUGGGUCAGGUGAGGGCUACACAGGGCAGUACUUCCCCUGUAUUAAUUCACAUUGGUUCAGCUUAUACGUAGACAAACAGGAACGAUAACACAUUUCUGUAACCAAGACAUACAACCAGAAACAUCAAGUUGACACUGGCAGACCUUACUAUUAGAUUUUUCACAUAGCUAAGAAAAUGAAUCGGAGUGUCAAAGGAAGAACGUCCCGGCCUCCUGGGUCUCAAGGAGCAGAACUUGAAAACCAGAUUGUUCUCAGGUUGCCUCCUGCCCAAGCAACAUUACUGAAAGAAGCCAUAAGGCAAGGACAAACCAACAUUAAAGACCGCUUGGCAAUUCAACUAGACUUCACCAAUGAUAAAGAUGACAUGCGAAAUGGUGUCAUCACCUUUGACACCAUUAUGUAUAGAUCAAGGUUGAUGGAUAUCCCCACAAUCAUGGAAACCUGGAAAACAAUUGAUGGAAAAAACUUCUACAAGACUGCAGAUGUUUGUCAGAUGUUGAUGGUACGUGAAGAGGAGGAUCCCCCAGAAGAAGAAGACCCAAAGAAGAAGAGACGUGAUCCAAAUAAAGUUGACAAGAAGUACCUUUGGCCUCAUGGUUAUACUCCACCUCUGAAGAAUGUGCGCAAGAGACGUUUUCGAAAGACGCUGAGAAAGAAGAACCUUGACCUACCAGAAAUAGAGAAGGAGGUGAAACGGUUGUUAAGGACAGAUAACGAGGCCACCAGCAUUCGUUGGGAAGUAGUCCGAGAGGAAGAUGAGAAAAAGAAUAAUCCAGAUACUAACUUGUCAUCAUCCAACCUUGAUGAACAACUUUUUGGAGGAGCAUUGAGUUCAUCAGAGGAUGAGGUUGGACCUACAAUAAACAUUGUGGACGAAGAUGAUGACUCCCGUCUUUCUGUUGAUGACAGCCGGUUUUCUGAGUCAUAUUUAAAUGAAGCAGGCAACAGUCCCCCAAGUAACAAGACCUCCAACUCUACUCCACUUGUAACAGACUUCUCUGGAAUGUUCCGUAAUGAGGGAGAUCCUUCAUUCUCCUCCAAACCUCAGACUCCUUCACCAUCAAAAGCUACAACCAAUAAAGGCAAGGUUAAGCGUUCACCCGCCACCAAAAAGACAGGCACAGCAGACGGCGGGGUUGGCCGAGGGACAGAGGAAGGAGGCCAUUCCUCUGAGGGUACCAAUAAACUGUAUGCCCGUUUAUCAACUUUGGAGAAUGAUUUGACAAUGCUGACAACACAACGUGCUGCUCAAGAGGCAGAGAUUGCAAACAUUGAAAAUUUGGCUCUAAAACAACGCUUUUUGUCGAAACUUGCUGAGACUGAGACACUCAUUAGGGAGAAGGAAUAUGAGAUUGAUGAGGUGCGGAGUCAGUUGCAGGACUAAGGUGUGUUGACCAAUUCAAUAUGUACUGUAGUAUGAUUACUGGGUAACUUUUUAAUACUGUAUAUCUUAGAUAACUUAUGUUACCUUUUAUUGCAAAAUAUAAAGUAUUGGAAGUGUACUUCUGCAAUUUUUACAAAUAUAUGUCUCCUGUAGCAUCAUAUUAGAUCAAUGAAAUAUAUACAAAUGUCAUUAAAAUUUCAAAA